CGCCGCCGCGACUCGUGUUCGCGCGCUUCCGGGAGUCGCCGCAGUGUCAGUCGCGUGCUUGAAAUAUUAAGAGAGAGAGUUCGGGUUGUUGCGCGGUUCGGUGCGUUUCCGCCGCGCGCGCGCCGCCCUCUGACACACACUGUGUCUGUCUGCAGAAUCGAGAGAAUGGCUUCCCUGUUCAAGAAGAAGACGGUAGACGAUAUCAUAAAGGAGCAGAACAAAGAGCUGAGAAGCACACAGAGACAGAUCACGAGGGAUCGAGCCAUGCUGGAGAAACAGGAGAAGCAAAUGGAGCUGGAGAUCAAGAAAAUGGCCAAGACGGGAAAUAGGGAAGCCUGCAAGAUCCUGGCCAAGCAGCUGGUCCAGCUCAGGAAGCAGAAGAACCGUACCUAUGCCGUCAGCUCCAAGGUCACGUCCAUGUCUACGCAGACAAAGGUGAUGAACUCUCAGAUGAAGAUGGCAGGAGCCAUGUCUUCCACGGCCAAAACCAUGCAGGCGGUCAAUAAGAAGAUGGACCCGCAGAAGACCUUGCAGACGAUGCAGGAGUUCCAGAAGGAGAACUUUCGGAUGGAGAUGACGGAGGAAUUGAUCAACAACACCUUGGAUGAGAUCUUCGAUGAAUCCGGCGAUGAGGAGGAGUCUCAGGACAUCGUGAACCAGGUGCUGGAUGAGAUCGGCAUUGAGAUUUCAGGAAAGAUGGCAAGUGCACCCUCUGCUGGAAGCGGCCUGCCUGCCGCCUCCACAUCCAGAGCUCGGCCCAUCUCAGAUGAGGAAAUCGAGAGACAGCUCAAAGCCCUCGGGGUGGACUAACCCUCGCGGGCCUGGACUGAAACACACGCACCCGUACUCACCCGCAAAAUAAGCAUGACGCAGGACACGCAGAUGCGAUCUUUUGUUUUCUGGGAACACUGUGGUCUUUCCUAGGGAAAGUCGUCCUUGUUCUUACCCCCUUGGAUGAUCGUGUCCUCUCUGCCUGUCCGCAUGUUAUCGAAGGAGCUGAUAAAUUCAGAGUGAUGCCAUACCCCACAGGCAGAGAAGAGGAGAAAGUGUUUAGAGGAAUCUGCAUUUUCAGAAGGGUUUGUUUAACAUGUAUAGUUUACAGUUUUGUACAACUUCAUUUAUUUAAAAAGUUUGUUGAGGCUAAGAAAACAUAAGGCUACACUUGGCCUCGAAAAAGGUCUUUUGUUUGGCACAGUGCGGUAUAACGGCUUUGAAUCUGUUUACUCUUUUACACGGGCCACAUGUCUGGUCCAGCUGGACAGAAGACAUCCAGUCUUGGCAGUUAUCAGUAUUUCACUGUUACGUACUCUUUGAAUACUGAGCGUGAUAAAAUAUAGUGCUCAGAAGAAGACAUUAUUUGCAAAGGGAAAAUGUAAAAUGGCUCUUGCAUGAAACAUCAGAACACGAAUGGCUUCAUGCUUAGCUGCAUGCAGUUCACUUUAAUAUGCAUUGCGUACAAGUCACUCCUCUCGAUUACCCUUUCGGGUCGAAAGUAAUAUUUCUGACUAUUAAAUUAAAUUGAAAGUAAUUACAGGAUACUGAUGCAUGAUAGUACUAAUCAUCAUGAACAUGAUUUAUUAAUUUUUCUUUGACACAGACAAAUGAAUAAUGUUCUCAUCCCAUUAUAAAUGUGGCUUCAAACCUGUCCCAUCCUGUUCUGUUAUGUGACCUUCGGGGUGUAACCCUCAGGCUAGAUAUAUGUGGAUUUGCACAACUUGUUUUCAUGUGUUGCUUUUUAACCUUGUGGGCUUAAAAAUCUUCUACUGUAUAACAAGAUGUGGAAAAAUCUGAUUUUUUUUUUUCUAACAGAAAUAAAGGAGAUUUUAUUAAUUGCAUUUAUUUCUCAUUCAGAAAGCGGUGGCACAUAUGAGUUUUAAAGUUUUUGUAAUGGUUCCGUUUAUUACAUUUUGUGUAUUUGCAGUUUACUUUUUUCACUCUGGAUAGGCAUUUGUCUUCAUUUUAAUAACCAUGAAUGUCCAAGCAGAGAUAAUACACUAACGCACGCAUGCGUAUAUAU
This is a messenger RNA of Scleropages formosus (Asian bonytongue), 2017 nucleotides long. Its product is annotated as charged multivesicular body protein 2b-like. The coding region runs from base 166 to 810 and encodes 214 amino acids. The transcript has 6 exons. Gene Ontology annotation, biological process: vacuolar transport. NCBI's taxonomy places the organism in Eukaryota, Metazoa, Chordata, Actinopteri, Osteoglossiformes, Osteoglossidae. The record is from RefSeq and is a predicted model, not a curated record.